AUGGCCGACGUGGACAUGGCUGACGCGCCGCCGUCAGUUGCCGUCGUGAAGAAGAAGACCGGCGCUGCCGGCGAGCCUGGCAAGACCCUCGAUGAUAAGAAGCGCUUCGAGGUGAAGAAGUGGAAUGCCGUUGCUCUGUGGGCGUGGGACAUCGUCGUCGACAACUGCGCCAUCUGCAGAAAUCACAUCAUGGAUUUGUGCAUAGAAUGUCAAGCGAACCAGUCAUCGGCGACCAGUGAGGAGUGCACCGUCGCCUGGGGUAUUUGCAACCACGCAUUCCACUUCCAUUGCAUCUCCCGCUGGCUCAAGGCCCGCCAAGUGUGUCCUCUCGACAACCGAGACUGGGAGUUCCAGAAGUACGGCCGUUAA
Messenger RNA from Sporothrix schenckii 1099-18, 369 nucleotides. Its product is annotated as RING-box protein 1. The transcript has 4 exons. Lineage: Eukaryota; Fungi; Ascomycota; Sordariomycetes; Ophiostomatales; Ophiostomataceae. Gene Ontology annotation, biological process: protein ubiquitination; ubiquitin-dependent protein catabolic process. The record is from RefSeq and is a predicted model, not a curated record. The coding region runs from base 1 to 369 and encodes 122 amino acids. Gene Ontology annotation, molecular function: zinc ion binding; cullin family protein binding; ubiquitin protein ligase activity. Gene Ontology annotation, cellular component: cullin-RING ubiquitin ligase complex; nucleus.